CAUUAUUGUUUGGUGACAGUGUCGAUAAAAGUUUCUACUGGCAAUAAAAGAAAUAUAUUAAUUUUGCAAUUCAUUUAUAUUUUAAUAAUGUUUAUGUCAUUAGUUAUAUUGCUGAUAUAGGAUAUUUUCGUUUUUCUCAUUGUACAUAUUUAUAUCGACCGGCAGUUGCAUCUUAAUCCAAGUCUGGAAAAUGGAUAAAAAGAUCUCGUCAACUUCACAGCCACGCAUUUUAAAAAAGAAACAUUUCCGGGUGAAGCAUCAAAAAGUCAAACUUUUUCGAGCCAAUGAACCAAUUCUCAGUGUAUUCAUGUGGGGAAUAAAUCAUACUAUAAAUGAAUUAAGCCAUGUAAACAUACCAGUAAUGUUGCUGCCGGACGACUUUCGGGCGUAUUCGAAAAUCAAAGUUGAUAACCAUUUGUUUAAUAAAGAGAAUAUGCCGUCACACUUUAAAGUAAAGGAAUACUGUCCUCUUGUAUUCCGCAAUUUGCGUGAACGUUUCGGUGUCGAUGAUGUUGAUUAUCGUGAAUCAUUGACCAGAUCACAGCCUGUGCAAAUUGAUUCUUCCGGUAAAUCAGGAGCACAAUUUUAUCAAAGUUAUGAUAAAUUCUUUAUAAUUAAAAGUUUAAAUUCGGAAGAAAUCGAACGCAUGCAUGCUUUUCUCAAACAUUAUCAUCCAUACGUUGUUGAAAGACAUGGAAAAACGCUUUUGCCCCAAUAUCUGGGCAUGUACAGGAUUACUGUGGAGAGCGUGCAAUACUAUUUUGUUGUUAUGCGCAAUAUAUUCAGCUCUCAGUUGACAAUACAUAAAAAAUUUGACUUGAAGGGCAGUACAGUUGAUAGAGAGGCUUCUGAAAAAGAGCUGGAGAAACAUUUGCCUACACUUAAAGACAAUGACUUCAUAAAACAAAAAGUCAAGUUGGAAAUUGGAGAUGAACCUAAGAAAAAAUUACUGGAUACUCUCAGCAACGAUAUUGAUCUUCUAAUAAAGCUGCACAUUAUGGAUUAUUCUUUGCUGGUUGGUAUACAUGACUGUGUGCGAGCUGAGGAAGAGGCUCUCCAUGGAGACAGCACUUUAGCAACUGGACGCAGUGAGAAUAGCGAAAGCGAAGAAUGCGAUAGUGGUGAACGCUGGACGUAUAACACACCACCCGAUUCGCCAAGAGGUGCGCAAUAUAAGGAAGUUGUUUAUGAAGUCGACAUCUAUGCUAUUCCAAGUAUUGAAGAAAGACGAGAAAUCUAUUUUAUUGCAAUAAUCGAUGUUCUCACACAAUAUGGAGUCAAGAAGCAGGCAGCAAAAGCAGCAAAGACAGUUAAAUACGGUAGUAAUGUUGAUGGAAUAUCAACAUGUGAUCCUGAACAAUAUGCCAAAAGAUUCCUGGAAUUUAUGGAUAAAGCUAUAGAAUAGAAAAUAUUUAAUUGUAUUUGCCACAUUUAAACUACACAUCAUGAAUAAAAUAAAUACAUAUGUCGUUGCAA
Molecule: messenger RNA, 1476 nt
Organism: Drosophila albomicans
Lineage: Eukaryota; Metazoa; Arthropoda; Insecta; Diptera; Drosophilidae
Gene: PIP4K
Product: phosphatidylinositol 5-phosphate 4-kinase type-2 beta
Exons: 10
Coding region: 191-1405 (404 amino acids)
Biological process (GO): phosphatidylinositol metabolic process
Molecular function (GO): phosphatidylinositol kinase activity
Source: RefSeq, a predicted model, not a curated record